Messenger RNA from Zootermopsis nevadensis, 1855 nucleotides. It is a transcript of the gene Fip1, whose product is annotated as Factor interacting with poly(A) polymerase 1. The record is from RefSeq and is a predicted model, not a curated record. NCBI's taxonomy places the organism in Eukaryota, Metazoa, Arthropoda, Insecta, Blattodea, Termopsidae. Gene Ontology annotation, cellular component: mRNA cleavage and polyadenylation specificity factor complex.
GGAGGACAUAAAUACUAUUUCGUAAACCAUGUUAGUUCAUUAUUUUUUCAGAAGCUUUUCGAAUUAAUUUAAAUGUCACAGAUUACUCUUGAAGUUUGAAUUGAAACUUAAGUUUCUCAUACAUCGUGAAAAUGGCCGAAGAUUCUGGUAACGAAGAUCAAUGGUUAUAUGGAGAUUCAAAUCCAGAACCUCCAGAAAUUGAGACCAAAAAUGAGCAGAAAGCUGAGGCGACAGACGAAACUACGGCUGAAGUUACGCAACAGGAUGAAAACACAGGCGAAAGUGACCAGCUGCCAGUACCAGAACCGCCGACUAUCCCUCCUCCAUCGGAACACGAGGAUGACCAGCUAAGUAGAGGUGAAGAACAACUUCAGGCCCCUGCCAGAAAGGAAGCAGGGGUAGAAGAAACAGCUAAUGAAAAUGGUGAUGGUGAUGAUGAUGAAGAUGAAGAUGAAGAAGACAGUGAUGAUGACGUCCAGGUUGUGAUUGGAGAUAUUAAAACAAGUCCUACUUAUACAAGCCUUAAUAUCAAACGUGGAGGCCUUUUAACAUCAGCUGUUGGUGGUGAGAAAUUGAAGCAACCAGGGAAAUUUUCUAUUGAAGAAUUUGAAGCUGUUGGAACAAUCAAUGGGGUUCCAGCACAUGAAUUCAAUUUGGAUUCUCUUGAAGACAAACCAUGGAGGAAACCUGGAGCUGACAUAACAGAUUACUUCAAUUAUGGCUUCAAUGAAGAGACAUGGCGAGCCUAUUGUGAGAGACAAAAACGAAUUCGUAUCCAUGAAUCUGGUGUGGGGCUUGCUCAGAUUGGAGGUCAGACUGCUGGACGAGGCACUAUCCCAGUAGCGAUUACUAACGACAACUCCAAGUACUCUGGUUUCAUGGGGCCUAAGAAGGCAGGACCUCCUCCAGGACGAAAAAUGGGAGGCACCAUUGAUGUCAUAGGUGGUGGAGGGUUGGCUUCAAGGCGGAAUUUGGAGAAGGGAACUCCACCCAAAGAGAAUAUUAUUCAGGUGAUGACCGCCGAUCGUCGCGAGUACAGCCGCAAGCCUGCGUUCCCUGAUAUGUCUGUGCCCCCUCCAACUUCAGGGAUUCCUCCGUUUGACUUGCCACCCCCUCCACAUGGUGUCGUUCCGCCUACCUUCCCUCCUCAUAUGGACUCGUAUGGAUCCGAGUUCUACGCGUCUGAGACAGACCCUUACUAUCAUUCAUACGAACCUACGCAGGACUCUCAGUGGAAUGACCCUACCUGGCAGUCAACAGCCAUGCUAGUAACAUCAGCAGACGUGAAAGUCAUCACCCCAGGCCCCCUGGUGACACCCCUACCACCAGUCAUCCCCCCACCAACAAAGAGUAAUGAUGCAGAAACUGCAAACCAAGAUUCUCAAGAUGAAUUCAGUUCUCGAGGUUCAGGUCGAGAACACUCUGAUGAUAUUGCUGCUUCAGGAGCCACCGGUUCAAAUGUUGGGUCAGGGAUACCAAUCAAAGAAGAACCAGGCUUGAAGGAUGAUCAAACGGCAACAUCUGAAAAAGAAUCCAGGGAAAGGGCAAAGGAUCGGGGCGAGCGCUCCGAGAAGUCCGAACGGCACCGUGACAGAUCUCAUCGUCACCGGUCACGAAGCCGUAGCACAGAAAGGCGUUCACGUCGCCACAAAAGUCACAGCAGGAGUCCUGGACAUCGUAGCCACCGCAAGAAGAAGUCGCGCAGGUCAGACCGAGAGAAGAGCAAGGAAGAGAGUGAAUGAUACAGACAAGCUCAUGUGGUAGUGUAGCGCACAAUCAACAUUUUUCAUUUCUCCUAACUGUUGUAGAACUUUCCACUUAUCAGUGAAAUUAAAAUUGAUGCAACAAUUUUCAA